This is a messenger RNA of Cynara cardunculus var. scolymus (artichoke), 1104 nucleotides long. RefSeq names its product lignin-forming anionic peroxidase-like. Gene Ontology annotation, biological process: hydrogen peroxide catabolic process; response to oxidative stress. Lineage: Eukaryota; Viridiplantae; Streptophyta; Magnoliopsida; Asterales; Asteraceae. The transcript is spliced from 2 exons. Bases 1 to 972 code for a protein of 323 amino acids. Gene Ontology annotation, molecular function: heme binding; peroxidase activity. The record is from RefSeq and is a predicted model, not a curated record.
AUGGCGUCCCUCGAUAUUCAUUUUGCACCAAUCUUCUUCUUCAUCCUUCUCUCAGUUACCAACAAUUAUACACCCUGCGAAGCACAGUUAUCCUCCACAUUCUAUGAUGGUACAUGUCCUAAUGCAUUACGUACAAUCAGAACCUCCAUUCGGACUGCAAUAUCCCGCGAACGUCGCAUGGCAGCUUCCCUCCUCCGUCUCCACUUCCACGACUGUUUCGUUCAGGGUUGUGAUGCAUCAAUCUUGCUAGAAGACGCUCCUUCGAUCAUAAGCGAAAGAAAUGCGUUGCCUAAUAAGGGUUCUGUACGAGGUUAUGAAGUCAUAGAGGCUGCAAAAUCCGAGGUUGAGAAACUAUGUCCUGGUGUUGUUUCUUGUGCAGAUAUACUCACGGUGGCUGCUCGUGAUGCAUCAGAAAUGGUGGGUGGUCCCUCGUGGUCUGUGAAGCUUGGAAGAAGAGAUUCAACCACUGCUAGCCUUGCUCUUGCAGAAACCAGUCUUCCUAGUUUUAAAGCUUCCCUUGAUUCGCUUAUUAAAACGUUCGACGAUAAUGGACUUAGUGCCAGGGACAUGGUUGCAUUGUCAGGAGCUCAUACUAUUGGACAAGCUCAAUGUUUCUUGUUUCGUGACCGGAUAUACAGCAACGGAUCAGACAUCGAUGCUGGUUUUGCUAGCACCCGCAGACGUGGCUGCCCGAUAAACGAGGGAAAUGGAAAUCUGGCACCACUAGAUUUGGUGACACCCAAUUCGUUUGACUACAACUACUUCAAGAACUUGAUUCAGAAGAAGGGUCUUCUUGAAUCAGAUCAAGUGCUUUUUAGUGGUGGAUCCACAGACAGCAUUGUCUCUGAAUAUAGUAACAAUCCUUCCAAGUUUAAGUCGGAUUUUGCAGCAGCGAUGGUGAAGAUGGGGGAUAUCAGGCCAUUGAUGGGUGAAGAAGGUGUAAUACGAAGGAUUUGUGGUGCUCUUCCCUAGCUGACUGCCUGCUACGUACUACUCAUGUUCUGAAUUGAUUUGCAUGAGUUCCUGUUCUUCUUUGAAAACUACACUUGUAAUCAUGUCUUAAUUCAUUCAUACAUUUUAUUCUUUUAAUGUAUACAAAAAUAU